CAGUGCAUUCCGUCAGAAUCGCAUUCCGUACCGGAUUACUUAGCUGAAUUCAUCCGCAUUGAGAAACGCCGUGGUUUUGUCGGCGGUGAUUAUGCUGGAUUUAUCACACUCCACUCGUCAGCACCAUAUGUGCGCUUUAUCCCUGCCAGCUGAGGUCAUCUAUCGGCGUGCUGCAGGUAGUGAUUUUCUUGAUUAACAGCUGGCGCGGAUCGGCGCAACUGAUUCCAGGUAUUACCAUCACAAAACAAUCGCGUUGCACUUCCGCUCUUGUCUACGAUACUGUACUAGUAACUGUACAGCACUUGAUCGACUCCAUUUCUAUCGCCUUCUUGCUCGUGGAUAUUUUCACCUUGCUGUUGCUCUUUAUAUUCUUAAGGGAAAAAUUCCGGGACGUGGUUUAAUUACAUACUGAAUCGGGGUUUUUUAUGGAAGUGGGAUAAACAAUCUGCGUAUACGAGAAAGCGCAAGCGAUAAAUUCCCGGUUGGUCAGUGGAAUAAACAGUGAAAGCGCGAGUGAUCGAGUUCUCGGUUGGUCAGACCAAUCAGCUGCCCAGCUGUCAUUCGUGUUCUGACAUGUUUGCAGUCUGAAUCAACGUGCAGGUUCUUCCGCGUCUGCAGUCCACAAGCAACUGUGAUUUCUCCACUCUUUCUCUCGUCUCCAGUUGGACUCAUUAAUUUGGGAAUUAUUAGCGUGAUAACUGGGUGGAAAUUAUCCAUCACCGUGUGAUCAGGAAGAUGAUGGAGGAGUCCGCGUCCGACGAGCAGGGCUGGGCUGACUUCACGCUGGCCAGCAGCCAUUUUGACUUCGCCUCCUGCCCCUCCCCGCCCUCCUCCGCCGCGACACGUCCCACCCCCGACAGCUGCAGCGGGACGAGCCCGGUCGCGCGCUCUAUCCCAUGCAGCGGCGCGGAGUGGCUGGCGGAGACGGAGAGCCUGAGUCGCUCGGCGCCCGACUCGGCGCCGCUGUCGGAGGGAUCGGGGACGGGCGCAACCUGGCGCUGGCCGGGCAGUCGCGGAUCAACCGAACUGGUGGACUACGCGGAGGAGCAUCCCCAGCCGCUGUCGCACACGGCCAGUCUGGACCGCUCGCUGUCCGCGUCGUCGGAGAGGGGGAAUCUGAUGGUGUUCGAGCAGGAGCAGGAUGUCUGCUCGUUGGCCGAUUUAGACGUCAGGUCGGACAGCGAGUACCUGACGCGGCUGACGGAGAUGGAGCAGGAGCAGGAGAUGCUCAACUCCUCGCUCAUGUCGCUGACCACGCACUUCGCCCAGGUCCAGUUCCGGCUGAAACAGAUCAGCCUCGCCGACGACAUGCAGGCCAAAGAGAAGUUAAUUAAAGAACUGGAGCUGUUCGCGUUCGAAGGCUGCCCGGAUGUGCGGGGUAUGGCGCCGCGUCGGGCCUCCAUUGAGACGACGGAUGAGGACCACACGCAGCACUACGAGCAACAGGCGAUGGAGACCAAGGAGCUCAUCCAGCGCCUGCAGCGCCAGUUGACCGACGUCGAGCAGUGGGCCUACGAGAGCGGCCAGUCGGAUGCGCCGUCGUUGGCCGUUCUGGAGAAGCAGCGCAUGAUCCUCGGCACCCUGCAGGAGCGCGUCAAGCUCAGUCUGGACGGACUGGAGCAUCUCUCCCCGGAGGAGAUGCGCCAGAAGGUCGACGAGGCGAUCGAAUCGAUAAUCUCCCCGUACCGGAAGAAGGAGCUCGCGCAGGAGCGCACCCUGACCAACCUCCAGACCUUCGUCGACGACCUGGAGCGCUACAUCCAGCACAUCCAUAAAGCGCCGUCAUCCUCCGGAAGUCCCGGGAAGCCAGUUCCCCCGUCGGCACUAACUACCGUCAGCCUGCCGCGGCCGGUCAUCCGCCGCGAGACCCCGGGCGACGCCGCGCGGGAGCGGAAGAACAAGACGGUGACCUUUAAUGACCCCACCGCGCCGGGCGGACUGCGGCGCAUGGCCAGCCGCACCUACAGCGUCCUGGAGCUGAUGGCCUGGAGCAACUGGACCUGUUGGAGUCAGCGCCGCUUCCACAAGAACGUCAUGAAGACCACCUCCAAGGGCAACCACUGGGGGGAUGCGCGCGCGGCACUGGAACUGGCCAUCUCUCAGGUCCUGGAUUUAACUCAGGAGCGCGCCAAACUGAAAGUCCGUCGUAAUGGGCGUGCGAUGCAAGAGGCGGAGAAGCAGGUGAUUGAGGAGCAGCUGCACAAAGCCAUCCGCAAAGACCUGACGCUGGCGUUGUGCGCGCUGAUGCAGCACGGACUGGCACACGUCAGCAACGAAACCAGCCUGGUGCCGCGGCUGGUCUGCGUCUCCCGCCGUCCCGAGUCCACGGAACUGCAUGCCUGGGAUUUUAUCCUCAAGUAUUUCCAGUACAAGAAAGGCGAGGAUUUCAACCGGUCGGCGACGCGGCGUCUGGCCGACAGCUUCCAGCUGUCCAGCGUGGGCAGCCGGCAGAUCAACCAGCCGGAAGCGCUCCUGGCCAGCAUCGCCGACAUCCUGCACGUCCACGGCAAACUGCAGCGCACUCCCCUCACCCUCAUGAAGGCCUUCGUCUGCAGCGCGCUCAACCAGAAGACCUUGGCGCCGUGGCUGCGCCUGAUGUACUGCACGCAGCCGCUCGUGGAGGAUUUCUACACGCCGUGGAGCUACGCCAUGAAGACCCAUUUCGAGGACGCCUGCCAGUCGCUGGACAAUUUAAGCCCCUUCGACUUCCACUUGCCGGUCGACCUGGCCGUGCGCCCCUUCCACGCGCUCUCCGACGCCUUCUAAUGCAGUCUGUACCCUUGUCGCGCUGUCUUUCCGCCGACUGACGCAUCAUUUCCUCGAAUUGUGCUUUUCUAACAGAAUUUCUAUGA
Molecule: messenger RNA, 2852 nt
Organism: Paramacrobiotus metropolitanus
Lineage: Eukaryota; Metazoa; Tardigrada; Eutardigrada; Parachela; Macrobiotidae
Product: RUN domain-containing protein 1-like
Exons: 13
Coding region: 736-2766 (676 amino acids)
Source: RefSeq, a predicted model, not a curated record